UCGUGCUCUUUUGUGUGUAUUCUCUAUGUUUAUGCGAGCAAGCGUCUUUAUCAUGUCACAUCAAUGUUGCCAUUUGACGCGCUUCGUCUUGAAUCUGCUGGAAAGCCGCUGAGCUUCGUGCACGAAUCUGACGCUAUACCGGCCACAAAGUGCACGGAAGAUCUCAGAGGAGCAUAUCUUCGAUUUUGCAUGGAUUUGUGUUUUGCUCUGCGCUCUUGGCAUCACUGCGUAAAAGACUGAUCCUAUUGCCGAGGGGGGAAAAAAGGCGCUGGCGCUGCGCCACGAUCUGGCAAGUGCGCCUCCCUUCACCGCUGUUUGGCUUAUUCAUAGUUAGGGGUUUGGGUUUGGCUGUUUUUAAAAAGGCAAGCACUGCUGUGAAGUUGAUCAGUCUGCUCAGAAAACUUCCAGAGGGGAAAGUGUUUUGGAAUCGGAAAGUCCAGAAUUUCAGUGCGCAACCAAUUGUGCACAAACUGGACUAUUGGAGAAUACCCAAGUGAAUCAUUUUUUUUAAAUAUGUAUGUAUUUAUAUAAAAAUCCACCGGAUUCUUCAUCAUCAAAUAUUUUUCAUCAAAGACUGUUUUUAUUUUCUCAUUUUUAAGACACCCCAACCUGUGCUUUCACUUUGCAUGCGGAGUUUUCACUCGAAUCUGAGCCAAACGUUCACCCGCUCUUAUAUCUAGUUCUUGCUUUUUUUAUUAUUAUAAUUAUUAUUUAAAUCGGACCUCAUUCACUUUGAAACGAAGUAUGGCUCUUCUUGUGCUGGGUACAUUUCUCACGGCGUUGUCCAUCAGCGGAGGCUCUUACGUUCCGUGCGAGCCGUGCGAUCAGAAGGCGCUCUCCAUGUGUCCUCCGGUCCCGGUGGGCUGUCAGCUGGUGAAGGAGCCCGGCUGCGGCUGCUGCUUGACUUGCGCUCUGGCGGAGGGACAGGCGUGCGGGGUGUACACCGGUACAUGCACGCACGGGCUGCGCUGCCUGCCGCGCAACGGCGAGGAGAAGCCGCUUCACGCCCUGCUGCACGGCAGGGGAGUGUGUACGAACGAGAAGGGAUACAAACCACCGCACCCACCCAUUGAUCGCGAAUCAAUAGAGCAUGAUAAUACAGUGAAGCCAGACACGACUGAAGACCAGAUUCCUAAAAUUCCCCUUUACCCCAAACCAGACGUAAUCAACAGCAGGAAGCAUGCUGCCGUGCGCAAGGACAAGAAGAAACAACAGGAGAAGCAUCGGUCACUGGGGUCCAUGGACUACUCCCCCCUUCCCAUCGACAAGCAUGAGCCUGAAUUUGGUCCAUGCAGAAGGAAGCUGGAUGGAAUCAUCCAAAGUAUGAAAGACACCUCCCGCGUCAUGGCUCUUUCCCUCUACCUGCCUAACUGUGACAGGAAAGGCUUCUUCAAACGCAAGCAGUGCAAGCCCUCCCGUGGCCGGAAACGAGGCAUCUGCUGGUGCGUGGACAAAUAUGGCGUGCAGCUGCCCGGCACCGACUACAGCGGCGGUAACAUCCAGUGCAAAGAUAUGGAGAACAGCAACAACAAUGAGUGAGAAUCAACCCACCCUGAUCACCAGACCUAGGGCCCACCUCCUUGUCCUGUCCCACCAGUCUACCCGCCAGUCACUUUGAGAUUUUGAUGCAAAACGACAAAGAAACACAACAGCUAUUACAAAUACAAACAAUCAGACUAAAACGAAAAUGUUAAAGUGAGAUAAUCCACAGGAAUCGUUUUGACUGAGCACUCAUCUCUAUCUCACUGGACUCAGCCAAUCAGAGGAGCCCCUGCUAGAGCCGAGUUCCGACAACAACAAUAAAAAAAAAAAUGCUAAAAAAUAUAUACAUACAAUUAUAUAUUUUUAUAGAAGCUGGGGUUUGAGCACCAUACUGUUUUGUUUAAAGUUAACAUAAAACAAAAAACUACAAAAAAAAAAAAAAAAAAGAAUAUAUGGCAUGUUGAAUAUUAACAGGGCUAUCUUGGUCUUUUACAUCUUUUGCUGUCAAGGUAUCAAAGGAGAUAGCAGGAACUUUUACUAUUUGGAAAAAAAGGUGUUGUUUUCCAAAAGAAAAGAAAGAAAGGAAAACACAUGGUAGAGAUCUGCUGAUACAGUCAUCUCUAUCUGGCUUUUGUUUUGUUUUUUUGGUCCUGUCAGAGCACUUAUUCAUUGGGGAACCUGCUUGGAAAUGUGUAACUUCACCAAGUUCAGUGUAUGCGUGUGUGUACGAGCGUGCGUUUGCGUGCGCACGCGCACGAGCAAUGAAAUACGGCGAUAGCUUUGAAAAAAAGAAUGUUUUUUUUGUCUUUGUGGCAUAUCCCUCCCAGAACAUAGUGAAAACCAGGAUCCCAUUAGACAAAUCUGUUUCAGUGGCUCUAGACUUUGUAGCUUACCUAACAUGCCAACCGUGCCUACGUAAACAGACGCUGCCACGCAGAGUUACACGGGGUCCCGAACGAAAAAACAAAAAAAGUCCACACAGAAUCAAUCGGUGUCCACGCCUAGAAAAGAAAAGGCCACUCUGGAAUCGUUUCGUAUCAGAUAUUGUGGCAUCUGGGCCGAGUUAAAAUCGAGACAGAUGCUGUAACCCUUAAACGCUCCCAGCAUUUGCGUUUGAACUUUGACGGACGUUCACCGUGCAGAGCGGUAGUUUCUUUCUGUCUGUAAUGUGUUGUUUUGCUUUUCUGAAUAACUUUUGUUAUGUGCCGUUUCCUUUGACUUCAUGGAGGUAAUGACAGUCCACUUAUGAGCCAUGUUCCUCGACCAUGUGGUUUCACCGAAAUAGGUGCAACCUUGGUAUGUUACCUUUAACUCUAGAUUAUUGAAUGUGUUUUACGUUUCUUUUUUUGCUUUGUUAUCCUUAACAAACAACCACAACCAUCAGGUGCUCAGCAGAGGAGUGUUAGCAUUGUCAAUUUGCAUAUUUCCAUCUGACCUGUCAGAAUGACAACUUGCUCAUUUGAAUGCAGGUCGGACCACUUUCGAAGCUCCGCCCACUUUGACUGUUCACCAGUAGGUAAAUGUUCUUUUGGUCAGCACGAUGACACAUUUCAUUUGUAUUCCUGUAUUUCAUCUGUGUUAUUAAGCAAGGUGGAAACAGAAGGUGUGUUUCACUACAGCGUCGUUCGGUGUGAGUUUCUGUGUGCGAGUCUCAGUGCCUUCCUACAUGCAAAUACAUUUGAAUGGUGACGUGAAUGUUACACAAUAGCCAAGGGGAACGAAACGACCUUUUUAUAUUGACGAAGGACCUCAGUUGCGUUCAAAUACGGCAUCAGAUUAGAUAUUAAAUCCGUUACACUACAUUGUAUGUCAAGCAGCUAUCAGAAAUCGCUCCCUGCGCCGAGGCUAAGAUAGGGAGAGACCGUAGUCCAGCUAGCGCUAGCUCAUUUACUGUUAUUUCUCCUACGAAUAAGCUGACGAUCGAUUUGACAGAGACUGCAAAUGUGUGUAAUUGCUGACGAGAGUAUUUUCAAUCAAGCUAUACAUCACACAGGGAUACUCACCGGUCGGCUCUUGAAGAGUGAGCGAAGCCAUUUCCCUGCCACAAUGGGUCCGUUCGGAUCUUAUUUCAGGGCCCGAAUGAUCAUAGAUUUGCUGCUGGGAGGGGGCUGUAAAAUAGUCGCUAACACGGUACCCCAUAGGGCUGCAUGUCUCCAGAUCUCUAUCACGCAAGUACCCAUUAGAACCAGGCCCGGACGGAAUCCACUACGUUCUAAUCGGUAGCCGAAAGCACAGUAAAGUUUGCCAGCGUAGGAAUUUGUGAAUGCCGGACGUUCCGAUUCUGCGGAAUUCCACGCACGAAGAUUCCGUGCGGGCCUGGCUGUGAUUCGGAAUAACCACGGGUCCGCAGAAUGUAACCGUUGCAUGUCAAAAAAGAAUCGCGAAUGACAAUUGGCCUUCGAAUGGUAGGUGGCACGAAAGAGAAAGAGUGAGUUCAGGGUGUGCGGGUUAACCAGACUUUUGCAGGUGUCUUGAGUACGUCGUGGAGGCCUAGUGGCCUCCGUUAUUGCACAAUUAGCCUCGUAGGUGUCGGUCACCACAGGGCGAAAUCAGUAAUCAGCAUUAUCCAGGUCCUGAUCCAUGCCGAAAGCCCCCUCCCCCAUUUAAGAAAGCAGCUUGCACUUAAUUCCUUACCUUGCCACGCGUUUAGUGCCGUCUCAAAGUGAAUCUCAGUUCAGGUAUAGGAGCAGGAGCAGGCCUCGGACAGAUACCCUGCCUGAGUACCUUUGACAGGGGCUUCACAGCCCAAGCCUGAGACCCGCAUCAUCAUUCAGUGGGUUUACCAGUAACACAACUCUACCAAUCACAGUCUAUUCUACAUCUACUCUUAUAGACUUUGCGUCUCAGUGAUAUCCGGGGAAGAAGGAGAGCGGGUGAGAGCCUCAAGCGGUGAUCUUGUGCUGGGCCUCCUUUCACAACACACAACACACAACGCAUACUGCAAAAAUCAAUUUCUUAAUCAGUAUUUGUGUCUUGUUUUCCAGUCAAGUCAUUUGAAAGACUAUUUUUAGAUUAAUUUUUAAGACGUUUAGGGACAUGUUUGCCCAUAGGGUGAGGAAAAACCAGCUUUGACUUACUUUCUUCUGUAGAGCAACAGAGGAGAAGGUUAGUAAAAUGUCCAAGCUGCUCACUUCUAUAGGCUCCAAAAGGUGCACAAUAAAGUCUGAAAUGAUGAAACGCAUUCAAAGCUGUAGGAGAACUUUGUGUAAGGAACGUAAUUCAAUUUAAGUUAUUAAUUCAAAACCUUGCCUUGAAAAUCUCGCUUGACAGCCGUGGUCACCAUUCACUUUCAUUGUAUGGAAAAGCGCAGCUUGGAUAACCCACUCUAAACUGGUGUUCCAUGGAAGAAAGAACGUCAGUGAAUGCUAGGAUUUUCCUAGAGGUUUUGACAAAUUCUCUGAAAACGAGUGUUACGAUCUUUUGCUUCUGAAGUUGAUUGAUUUCCUUUUAAGAAUGUCUAGAUAUUUGUACUGAAAAACCAGACAAAAAUGCUAAUUUUUGCAGUGCUUCACACUUCACAGUAGAAUUUGUAGACGGACAGUCUCGGAAUCUGAUAAGCAGGCAUGCAACGUUUUUCUGAAAACCCUGAAUGUUAUAAGACGAUGCACUAUGGCUGAAAACCAUUUACCUUGUUACCCCAGGUCGUAGAAUCCAUCUGGGUGUCAUUGUAAGAAUGGGAAAGAAAUGUCAUUAAUGUGAUUUUGAUCCGUUCUGAUUUGUAAUUAGAGGUAACAGACUAUCGAUUGCCAGGACGCAGCAUGUUGCUUUUGUGCUUAUCUGCUUUCAUCAGAUUCCGAAUCUUAUACUUGGGUAGACAGCAGCGUUCAUAACUCACACUACAGUAGAAAUGACAGGUUUUCUUUCUUUCUCUGAAUGCAUAACAGUUUUUUUUUUUCUUGAUUGCUUUUCUUUUUUUGUGGAUGAGAAAAGACUUGAUGAUUGACCACCUAAAUGUGGCUUAAACUGGCAUGUGAAAAAGACCCAUUAGUGGCUGGAGGACUCUAAAAAUGUUCAGCAUUUGGAACUCUUAUUAAAAACCAAUAAAAUGGAAAAAAAAUCUCAAAUUAUUAAGAAAGUGAAUAUCACUGUGUAAUAUUUAUUCAACUUGUAAUUUAUGUACUCUUUUAACCUUUGUCUUUUUUUUGUUAUGACAAAGCAUUUAUUUAAAUAAAGUUAUGUAUUCAUUUAA
Messenger RNA from Labeo rohita (rohu), 5671 nucleotides. RefSeq names its product insulin-like growth factor binding protein 5b (gene igfbp5b). The record is from RefSeq and is a predicted model, not a curated record. Lineage: Eukaryota; Metazoa; Chordata; Actinopteri; Cypriniformes; Cyprinidae. Gene Ontology annotation, molecular function: insulin-like growth factor II binding; fibronectin binding; insulin-like growth factor I binding. The coding region runs from base 745 to 1539 and encodes 264 amino acids. Gene Ontology annotation, cellular component: extracellular region. Gene Ontology annotation, biological process: regulation of insulin-like growth factor receptor signaling pathway. The transcript is spliced from 4 exons.